GUGUAGCGUUAAAGCGUGACUCGAUGAGUCCCGAAUCUGAAUUAUUAUUUGGAAUAUCAAAUAUAUUAGAUGAUAUACGCAAAAAAGCACAAAAAUCUAGUAAAUUAAAGUCUGAGUUAAAAGAAUAUACUUCAGGUGUUAAAGAAAUAUUAAAUAGUCGAACUGAACGACUUCAAUUGAAAAAUAAUCAAUUUAAACACUUUUUACCUGCAAGCGAAGAAGCCAUUGCAGAGAUAUUUGAAGUAAAUACG
Messenger RNA from Dentiscutata heterogama, 251 nucleotides. Lineage: Eukaryota; Fungi; Glomeromycota; Glomeromycetes; Diversisporales; Gigasporaceae. The record is from the annotation of a GenBank genome assembly.